GAGGCUUCUGGAAACAAAGCAAGACCUUUAUUUCAAGCUAUAUUUAAAAGAUCUGUGUUUCCUGGGCCUAGUGACAGUACCUGUUCCAGUCAGCACUGCCACAACUGCUACAAUGGAGGUGGUUUCAGCAGAAGUCAACAGCCUGCUCCCUGAGGAGAUAAUGGACACUGGUAUAACUCUGGUGGAAGACGACAGCAUAGAGGCAGUUAUCGUGUCGUCCCCCAUGGCAGAUUCUAUUCCGAUGGAAACAGAACUGGAAGAAAUAGUAAACAUAAGCUCCACCAGUGACUCCUCAGCUACUACUACGGCCGUAGUCACCACAGAACCAGUCACUGCACCCAGCAAUCACUCGGGGGACGUGACGGUGAACACCACAACUCCAAAAACUGAUGUGAAUGCAGUAGUAAAGCCUACGUUUCCAAGCGGUCUCCAUAAACUCGGUGCUCAGACCCCUGUCACUAUAUCAGCCAAUCAAAUUAUUCUGAACAAGACCGCCGAUAUUAAAAUAGGGAAUCAGAGUAUUAAACCGGAUGGGCAAAAGCUAAUUGUGACAACUUUGGGCAAGACUGGCCAGCCUAUUGUUUUAGCAUUGCCCCACAGCCAACUCCCGCAAGCGCAGAAGGCGACAUCCCAGGCCCCAGGUCGAGACUCCAAGGUACAAGGCCAGCAGAUCAAAGUUGUCAUUGGAGGUCGGUCAGAAGUGAAACCUGUUGUGGGUGUCUCAGCUUUGACGCAAGGAAAUCAGCUGAUAAACACUGCGGCCCAGCCUUCUGUUUUGCAGACCCAGCAAUUAAAAACAGUACAGAUUGCGAAGAAGACGCGAACCCCAACUUCUGGCCCAGUGAUCACCAAGCUCAUCUUUGCCAAACCAAUCAAUAGCAAAGCUGUCACAGGGCAGACCACUCAAGUGUCACCAGUCAUUGCAGGUAGAGUUCUUUCACAGUCUGCUCCAGGAACACCACCAAAAACAAUAACGAUCUCUGACAGUGGAGUCAUUGGAUCAUCUUUGACUACAACAACACAACAGACACCAAAUAAAAUAGCUAUCUCACCCCUCAAAUCCCCUAAUAAGGCUGUGAAAUCGGCGGUGCAGACCAUUACUGUAGGGGGAGUGGGUACGUCUCAGUUCAAGACAAUUAUUCCCUUGGCUACUGCGCCCAAUGUUCAGCAGAUUCAGGUACCUGGAAGCAAAUUCCAUUAUGUCAGACUCGUUACUGCCACAACAGCCAAUAGUUCAACCCAAUCGGCCAGUCAGAAUCCCACUACGAAUACACAGCCUCUUCAGCAGGCAAAGCCGGUGGUGGUAAACGCAACGCCCGUGCGGAUGUCUGUUCCCAUAGUGCCAGCACAGACUGUGAAACAGGUAGUGCCCAAACCCAUCAACCCAACUUCCCAGAUAGUUACUACUAGUCAGCCCCAACAAAGACUUAUUAUGCCAGCCACUCCACUGCCACAGAUACAGCCCAACCUCACCAACCUCCCCCCGGGCACUGUGCUGGCACCAGCACCUGGCACAGGAAACGUCGGCUAUGCAGUCCUUCCAGCUCAAUAUGUCACACAGCUACAACAGUCAUCCUAUGUAUCUAUAGCAAGCAACACUGGCUUUACAGGGACAUCCAGUAUCCAGUCCCAAGCACGGCUACCAUUCAAUGGAAUAAUUCCUUCUGAAUCUGCAAACCGCCCCAGGAAGCCUUGCAAUUGUACUAAAUCUCUGUGUUUGAAAUUGUAUUGUGACUGUUUUGCAAACGGUGAAUUCUGCAAUAACUGCAACUGUACAAAUUGUUAUAACAACCUGGACCAUGAGAACGAUAGGCAAAAAGCAAUAAAGGCCUGCCUUGACAGAAACCCUGAAGCCUUCAAGCCCAAAAUAGGGAAAGGGAAGGAAGGAGAGUCGGAUCGGAGACACAGCAAAGGGUGUAACUGUAAACGCUCGGGAUGUCUCAAAAACUACUGCGAAUGUUACGAGGCAAAAAUCAUGUGUUCUUCCAUAUGCAAAUGCAUCGGCUGCAAGAAUUUUGAAGAAAGCCCCGAGCGGAAGACGCUGAUGCAUUUAGCAGACGCUGCAGAAGUGAGGGUGCAGCAGCAGACGGCUGCAAAGACCAAGUUAUCUUCCCAGAUCUCAGAUCUGCUGACCAGGCCCGCGCCGGCACUCAGCAGCGGCGGGGGGAAGCUGCCCUUCACGUUUGUCACGAAGGAGGUGGCCGACGCCACCUGCGAAUGCCUCCUGGCCCAGGCUGAGCAGGCAGAGAAGAUGGGCAAGUCCAAAGCGGCGGCGGAGCGCGUCAUCCUGGAGGAGUUUGGGCGGUGUCUGAUGAGAGUCAUCAGCUCUGCAGGGAAGUCCAAAAGUGACCCUUGUGCCAUGAACUGCUGACUCGCGCACGGGAGCCCUAACGAAGCGGACUGGACAGAACACUUAAGGCACAGGGACACUUUGGUUUGGCACGGGAGGAUUUAAUAAUAUUUGUUAAUUUGGUGCUUGUUGUAAAUUGACCUGUGUAAGAUUGAAACGAGAGAAUCUUUUAUAACGAGACGUAGAGCCUUUUAAAACUUAGCUAAAUCCUCUUAUACUUAAGACAAUGCCUAAAGGUCAAUUCUUCUUCCCCCAUGUACAGCUUUUACCUUAGGUUUCUUAAAAAUUAGGUGUGCUCUCCCCUUUCCCCCAGAAUAAUUGCCUGAAGGGCGUAUAUAAAUUAUUAUGAUAUAUAAUAUUUACAGUGUAUGGAGUUGCAUCACUCUGUGCAUACAGGUGAUGUCAACAGCCGGGUGACACUUUCCACGACAGGCCCAGGUAUCAGUGAUGCGAGAGAGUUCUGAAGAAAAUUGUGUAAAAAAAUUAGCAUCUAAGUGGAAGGUAGUAUUUUUGUUUAGGACCUGACAGGGCACGUUCCCUUGGUGCACGGCGCGCUGCGACACAGACAGUGACACAGAGAAGGUUUCUUACAGAUGUAGCAUGGGACAAGUGGUGGAGGAUCUCGGUGGAGCAGGGCUCAAGGAGUUUGGAGGCAGAUGGAAUUGAUGGGGGAUUUUUUGAUAGGAACUGAGGUAGGCUGAGAGCUCAGGUGGUUCUUGAGCUGGAGCUUGAAGGCUGAGACAGCGGUGGGCUGUCCUCAGAGGUGAGGAGCAGCCACACCACGACGGCCGAUUGUCUGCCUGGUGUCACCUGUCACCAAAGCGUGCAGCAGGUGGAUGCUGUGGCUUGGAUGAAGCUUGGUUGUUCAGAGCAUGAUCCCUCUCAGUCUGGUGUCUGUUCUAAGAUCCAGUGAUAACCCUGGAGAAGUGUUUAAGGCUGAGGAGCUGAGGUCACGUGAGAUGGAGGAACCACAGUGGUCUUAAUGAGGACUUGAGACAAUCUGCAUCCCAAUCGACUCGCAAAGGCAGGUGGAGAUCAUGUUCAGCCUGGUGGUGGGUUUUCAGGAGGUUGUUUCCCCGUAUCUUGGUCAUUUUCUUUGUGUAAGGAGUUUUUUUUAGUGUUGUUCAGAAUGGCUGUGAGACCGUCAGAGAGGAUGCUAGUGCAGAAUCAGGAUUGCUGCCAAAACAGACACACAGAUCCUUUUACACCCAGCCAUGAGGCAGGGGAAAUGUGUGUAUAGACUGGGAGAGGGGAUAUUUUUUCAGUAUUUGUUGCAGGCAAUCUCAGAUCACAGUUUUGAUAGUGGAACACAUGUACAAAAUGAAGCCGGUAGGACACUUACCGCCAGCGUCGAUAGCUGUGUUUAAUCACAGGCAUUUUUAUUACUUCUCUCAUGGAAGCCUGAACUAGCUGGGUUUUUCCAAACACGAUUUUGUAUUCCUUGUGUAAAACUGUAAAUACAGAGAAAUGCAGCAGAGCUCUUUCUCUAGGUUUUCUAGGAGGGCCAGGCUAGGGAAUGCCGUGGCGACAGGGUGGGAGGAUGCUUCCCUCUUGUCUUCACCCCCCAGUCCUUUCUCCUUCACCCUUCUCUGGUGUCCCCUUGAAAUGCCUGGGGGGCAGGAGGGCCCUGGGGGGCAGGAGGGCCCUGGGGGGCAGGAAGGCCCUGGGGGGCAGGAAGGCCCUGGGGGGCGGGCAGCAGACAAGGUCUGACCCGCCAGGGAGCAUCUGAAGGGCCCUGGCUGCUGUUAACACCUCCCCCCCAAGCACAAAGAGCAAUUCUAUUUGUGCAAAGCUCUGAAAAGGGAAUCCACCUCUUGUGUAAGUAAAAGCCAUUUAUUAUUUUUUUUCCCAUAAUUAGGACUUGGAUUUACUAAAAAAAUCAGUGCAGUAACUUUACAUGUAGAUAGCGCGGAUAUUCAGUUUACUUCUAGUGACCUAAUCUAGUAUGUCCAGUAAGAUUUGUAUAAAUGUAAAUUAGUGUAAGUGAAUAAAGUUAAUACCUACUUACGUUAUUUUUCAAACAGAUUGCAAUAUGCCUUCUUUUGUUUAGACUUCAAUCCAUGUUAAUUUUGUAUAUAUUCCGUGUCUUACUCUAAAAUUGCACCUUUUUGUGAUGUGUAUUUAUAUACAGUGUGCAAAAACACUUGUGAAAUUUAGAUGACAGUUGUAAUUAUGUAUGAUGGCAUUGCUUGAGAAUAUUUUGCUUGUAAAGACUUUGAUGAAGGUGCAAUCAAACGCUCUUAGUUCUUCUAUUUUGUUUGGAACAAGCUCUCUCAAAGGUUCAGCUCGGACCCCUCUCCCCCCUCUCCCCGCUGUACGACGUGUGGGUUGGGUUUUGUACUUCCUCAGCCAUUUGCAUCAAACUGCUGGACAAGAUUUACAGUCAAAAGUUCAUCCAGUUACAUGAAAAUAAUUGGGAAUGGGGCAAGGGUUCAUUUUCUAGUUCUGUUUACAUCUAAAAGUAGAAAAAAAAAUAAAUUUAUAUUUACUAGACCUA
Calidris pugnax (ruff) is the source of this 4847-nucleotide messenger RNA. RefSeq names its product lin-54 DREAM MuvB core complex component (gene LIN54). Bases 113 to 2371 code for a protein of 752 amino acids. The transcript is spliced from 13 exons. Lineage: Eukaryota; Metazoa; Chordata; Aves; Charadriiformes; Scolopacidae. Gene Ontology annotation, cellular component: nucleus. Gene Ontology annotation, biological process: regulation of DNA-templated transcription. The record is from RefSeq and is a predicted model, not a curated record.